This is a messenger RNA of Dentiscutata erythropus, 828 nucleotides long. Lineage: Eukaryota; Fungi; Glomeromycota; Glomeromycetes; Diversisporales; Gigasporaceae. The record is from the annotation of a GenBank genome assembly.
AUGCCUUGUUAUGCGGAUACUAUUGUUAGAAUUAAACAUGUUCGUCGAAAUAAAAAAGAGGAUUCAGGAAAUUUCUCUGUAUGGGCUAUUGGAACGUACCCAGUAGAAUGUGAAAUUUACGAAAUUGAAAUGACUUUACCUAUACCAAUUAAUCCAGAUGAUCGUGAUCCUGAUUCACAAGCAGUUUUUCAAAGAGAUGAAUAUUAUUCUAUUGGAGGAAAAGUUGUACCUGGAAGUUAUGCUGGGAAUAGAAGAUUAAAAAUGAUGGUUGCCACCUCAACUCAUAUAACACUAGCUGAAAAAGAAAAACCUUCUGAUUCAAAUAGAUGUCCUUUAAAGGUUUCUUUAGUAGGAAUUCCACAAGCAAUACCAAUUGAAAUUAAAAAUACUGAAAGUUCUGUCUUCGAAAUUAUAGUAUCUGAUUACAUCGCUCAGCCUUACAAUUAUAUAAUCAAGGUCGUUUAUCCACAUAUUAAUAAUCAAUUUAAACAUUUCAAAACUUCCAUUCGUCCACAUGAAUCUGUCAUUUUCGUAAUUGGACAAUUGGAAAUUAUAGAUAAUGAAUUUUAUGUUUACGCUAGAGAAAUAAAUUAUGUUGAUAUGCAUCUCUCCACAAAAAAAAAGGAUUAUGAAAUAAAUAAUAACGAAAUUACUUCACUUUCAACAAAUACUACUCGAUCAAAGCUUCUUUAUAUUCAUAAAAAUGUUGCUAAAAAUUCCGGUGAUACUUCCGAAUUUCAUUCCUCAACUUCGACAACUUCUGAAUAUUUCGAAAGUAUAUAUCAAGAUGAUCUAUCAAAAGAUAUUGAAAAUUCCGAAGAAAUUUAA